Molecule: messenger RNA, 1669 nt
Organism: Cuculus canorus (common cuckoo)
Lineage: Eukaryota; Metazoa; Chordata; Aves; Cuculiformes; Cuculidae
Product: reticulocalbin-3-like
Exons: 7
Coding region: 107-1045 (312 amino acids)
Cellular component (GO): endoplasmic reticulum
Molecular function (GO): calcium ion binding
Source: RefSeq, a predicted model, not a curated record
CUGGGGGAGGGAGAGCAGGGGGACCCCCAACCUCCAUCCGGGACGGGACGAGGAACCAUUCACCAUCACUUUGGGGGCGUUCAACCCCUUUUCUCCCCCCUCCAAGAUGCUUUUUGGGGGGUGGCUGUGCCUGGCCACACUGUACCUCGUUGGGGGGUCCCCCCAACAUGAGCGGGGGCCCCUCCGGGAUGUUGGGGGGGUCACCCACGACCACGCCAACGGCUUCGCCUAUGACCACCAAGCUUUCCUGGGACCCGAGGAAGCCAAAACCUUCGACCAACUCUCACCCGAGGAGAGCCAGCGCCGCCUGGGGCUGCUGGUGGGGCUGAUUGAUACGGAUGGAGAUGGGGGACUGACGGCAGCAGAAUUGGGGAGCUGGAUGGAGCGGAGGCACCGUCGGGGGCAGGCGGAGGCCGUGGAGCGAGGGCGGCAACGCUUCGACCGCGAUGGCGACGGCGCCGUCACCUGGCACGAGUACCGGCACGAGGCCUACGGGGACCCUGAGGACAAUUUUGGGGGCACCCAGCACCCCGAAACCUAUCGACGUCUCCUGGCACGCGACGAGCGCCGAUUCCGAGCAGCCGACACCAACGGUGAUGGCAAAGCCGAGGGAGAAGAACUCGCCGCCUUCCUCCAGCCUGAGGACUUCGAGCACAUGAGACCCCUCGUGGCGAUGGAGACGCUGGAGGACAUGGAUAAGGACGGGGACGGCUUCAUCCAGGAGGACGAGUACAUUGCCGAGCUGUACGAGGGCUCUCCGGGGGCUCCGGAACCUCCGUGGGUGCUGGAGGAGCGGACGCAGUUUGUGGGGGCGCGAGACCGCGACGGUGAUGGCCGCCUGAACCCCGAGGAGGUGGGGUACUGGCUGCGCCCUCCGACCGCCGGCUGGGCGCGCGCCGAGGCCGAGCACCUCCUGCACCACGCAGAUCACGACAGGGACGGGCUCCUCUCCCGCGCCGAGGUCCUGGCAAGCUGGGAGCUCUUUGUUGGCAGCCGCGCUACCACCUAUGGCGAAGACUUGGGGCGCCCCCACGAUGAGCUCUGAGCCCCCACUAAAACCUGGGGAACCCCCCCAAAGCUCAGGGAAACCCCCAAAUUUAUGAGAUACCCUCCCCAAAUCCAUAGGGACACCCCUGAACAUCUGAGUCUUUCCAUAACACCCGGACACCCCCAAAAUUCCUGGGUCCCACCCAAAUCCAUGGGGUCCCCCCAAACCCCUGGGUCCCCCCCCCGAAUCAUAGCCCCACCCAAAACCCUGGAUCCCCCCUGAAUACAUGGGAUCCCCUCAAAUCCAUGGGUCCCCCCUCAAACCCCUGGGGACACCCAAACCCCCGGGUCCCCCCUAACCCAUGGGGUCCCUCCUUGAUGCCUGGGGAACACCAUAACACAUGGGGACCCCCCAAAUCAUUGGGAUACCCCCAAACCCCUGGGACCUCCCCAAAUCCAUGGGGUCCCCCUCAAACCCCUGGGUCCCCCCUUGAACGCAUGGGACACCCCCCUAAUCCAUGGGGUCCCCCCAAAUGCCUGGGACCCCCUCCAAUCCUUGGGGUCCCCCCCAACAACUGAGUCUCACCAAACCCCUGAGGACCCCCCAAUAUCUAAGGGACCCCAACCAAACCCUCUGGGGUCCCCCCAAACCCCUGGGUUUCCCCCAAACCCCUGGGUCCCC